Messenger RNA from Suillus bovinus, 1212 nucleotides. RefSeq lists its product as uncharacterized. Bases 1 to 1212 code for a protein of 403 amino acids. The transcript has 3 exons. The record is from RefSeq and is a predicted model, not a curated record. NCBI's taxonomy places the organism in Eukaryota, Fungi, Basidiomycota, Agaricomycetes, Boletales, Suillaceae.
AUGAUAAACACACUGAACGUUGUAGGAAUCACAGUCGUCGCAACUCUUGCUGCCGUUUGUUACGGCAAAAGUACUUCUCCACGCGGCUUUUGGAAGUUCUUGAGGCAGAAAGCCGCCCUCGUGGCUGGCAGAGGACUACCUGACUUUGCUCAGUUGACAGGUUUCCCCCAUCCAAAGCCAGUAUACGGCUUUAACAUAGCUCACGCUCGUCCUCGUCCAUACCGGCCUUUCAGAUGGAAAUAUCAUCAGAACAUGUCCCUCAAGAAUCUGGAACCAGACUAUUGGCUGGAACUGGAGAGUACAUAUUGCGAUCGCAUUACGCAACGGCGGCAAAUCCAUGCCCUCCAUGGCAAAUGUGUCAUAGAUGAGCUGCCUGGUAGCCAAGCAGCUUCAAAGGAGUUGAUGGAAAUGGUCAUUCAGUACCUCUGCCUCAGGUACCCUCAACAGUUUGAGUUUGACGAGUGGACUUCGACGUUCCGCAACCACAUCCUCGGUUCGACGGCCAACAUUUCAACGAUCCAUCCACUGGUUUUCUUACUCGAGAACGUCCCAGAGGACUUUCUCAUCACCCAGGAAGACCCUGAUACGGGACUCUACACCUUACGAGCUGCCGUCUCGACAUCAGCAGUUGGCUGGAAUAUCGGUCAAAAGAUAGGCAAACCACUGCACGAAAUUCAUGGCCCAGUCCCAGAUUAUAAGGAGAAGAUGGCGUUCUCAAUGGACAGGCAAGUAAUGUACUUUUCCAAGAUGCCUUGUAACAAGCCCAUCCAGCGAGGAUCCUGGGGCCUCGAAAUCGGGAAGCCUCUCUAUCUUCAGACGGAUGAACCAGAGUGGACUCAUCGUCAACAUCAGAAUCCGGACCUUCCUCUUUCCGACAUUCACAUGCGAGUUGAUUGGCAAACAUUACGCCGCCUGCCAAAAUCCCGCGCUAUCGUGUUUAACUUCAAGGCCUUAUUCACGCCGGUGACGGAUUUCCGUGAAGAACCAUUUAUCCCGAAGUUACUUUUGAAGAUUUUGCUUGAAGGAAAAAAGCCAAUCAUGGAGUAUAAAGGAACAUGGUCUAUCGAACACAAGGUUAUACCUGCAUUACGAGAGUGGGCAAAGGAGCAAGAGGAUAAGGGAUGGGUCCCAAAAGAUUGGCAAGAGAGGACAUUGAAUGAGGACCCCUUUUAUCCUGGAUGGGAGCAGCAACGUUACCCAAUUCCUACUUAA